Messenger RNA from Paraglomus occultum, 531 nucleotides. The record is from the annotation of a GenBank genome assembly. Lineage: Eukaryota; Fungi; Glomeromycota; Glomeromycetes; Paraglomerales; Paraglomeraceae.
AUGGAUGAAUAUCACCAAUUAUUUUGCAAUAUUCAUCUUGCUGAUAAUUUAGAGGCUUUGUGGGCUUUGAAUAUUCAAGGAUACGAUGAAAAUCAAGUUCCUGCUAUUUGGGACAAACCAAGCGGAAUUACUGAAAACGCCGAUUUUGAGGCUUGGUUAAAGGCUGGUUUAAACAAAGUUAAGGAAAUUGAGGAUUAUGUACCAGGGGAAACUGAAAGAAAAAUUUAUGAUUUGGAGGAUGACUUACUACCUGACGGUUUGAAAGAAAAUGAUUUAGUUAGUUUUAUAGGUGAUAAAUACAGAAAUUUGAAAUUUCAAGAGUUUAAGAAUAAUUUUCGAGGACAUGGAGACGAGGCAGCAGGAGCCACCGACGAGGAAAUUGAACUUUAUUUUGAACUUGAUAUUAAUGAGUUAAGAGGCAAUUCGGAUACGGGUAUUACCGCGGAAAUUAGAGGAAAAACAUGCUUUAACCCAACAGAGAAAGCAACUACUUUUGAUAAAGGAGGAAAAAGAGAGAAAUUUGAAGAAUGA